GACAUACUCUAUUUAUUAUGAAAAGAUAUUCUAUUUUAUGCUGAAGAUGAUAAAUUUUUUAGUAUUCGAAAUGUACGCCAUAUGAACUCUCAUGUUUCACAUACUAAAAUUUUUUUAGUUAUCAACUGUCAAAUUUUAGCGGCAUUUUCUUAUUUUUUUGCUGAUUGGAUUAUAAUUGAUUGUUAAUAUGGCAUCUUUUAAAUCAAUUUGCGAGAAAUACUUCGGCUCUAGUGAUUUCUAUGAAAUAUUACAAAUUAACCAUGAUGCAUCUGAAAAAGAAAUUAAAAAAGCCUAUCACAGAAUGUCUCUUCUUGUUCAUCCAGACAGAGUAAGCAGUGAUCAAAAAGAAAUUGCGACUGAAAAAUUCAAAAUUUUGAGUAAAAUUCAUUCCAUUUUACAAAUCAAAGAAAAGCGUAAAUUGUAUGAUAAUUAUGGGGAGUUUGAUGAUGAAAUGGACACAUCAUCUAACUGGCUGAACUAUUGGCGAAAUAUGUUCAAAAAAAUAGAAUUAAAAGAUAUACAAGAGUAUGAAAAAAAGUAUGUGGGUUCAGAGAAUGAGCUCAGAGAUAUAAAAAAGGCAUACGUAGGAAGUAGAGGAAACAUGGAUACUAUUUUAGAGAUGUUACCUUUCAGUGACUGUGACAGUGAACCUAGAAUCAUAGAAAUUGUUCAAAAAAUGGUGGACAAUGGGGAAGUUGAAAGAUAUAAUACAUUCUUUAAUGAAAGUAAACAGAGGAAGUUAAGAAGACGGAGAAAAUGGGAGUUAGAAAGAAGAGAAGCUGAAAAAAUUAACAUGGCCGAAAUAGAAAAAGAAAUUGAAAAAAAUGCUAGAGAAAGGGAAGCAAACUUUGCAUCAUUCAUGUCAGGUUUGGAAGCUAAAUACGCACCUAAAGCAAAACAGAGAAAAAACUUACCAGAUGGUACUGGAACCAGCAAGAAAAGAAAAACAUAGUAAUUCAGUUAUCUCUAUUGAAUAUUAACAUAUAUGUGUUGUUUAUUUUCUAGAUUAUCUGUAACCAUUUUUCAAUUAUUUCUAAAAAUUUACUUAAUACAUUCAAAACAUUUGUUGGUUGUAACAUUAUUAAAUAUUGUAGUAAAAUG
Diorhabda carinulata is the source of this 1101-nucleotide messenger RNA. RefSeq names its product dnaJ homolog subfamily C member 9. The record is from RefSeq and is a predicted model, not a curated record. Bases 188 to 952 code for a protein of 254 amino acids. NCBI's taxonomy places the organism in Eukaryota, Metazoa, Arthropoda, Insecta, Coleoptera, Chrysomelidae. The transcript has 3 exons. Gene Ontology annotation, molecular function: heat shock protein binding. Gene Ontology annotation, cellular component: nucleus; cytoplasm.